AUGUUAUAUGUAUGUUCAGGUUAUGAACUUCCUUGGGAAGAUGCCAAAUUUGUUUAUCCCAACAACAUGGCACCACCUUUAGAAAUUGCGAUUGAGGCAAGCAAUGGAGCAUCAGACUACGGAAAUAAGUUUGGAGAGCCAGUUCUUGCUGGGUUUGCAAGAUCAUUUGGUAUGAUGUUACCAAAUGGAGAGAGACGUGAGUGGGUGAAGCCAAUAAUGUUUAGUGGUGGAAUAGGAAUGAUUGAUGGUGAGGGAGUGACAAAACUACAGCCUGAAAAAGGUAAGAAAAUAUUUCAAAAAAAAAGGAAGAAAGAAAGAAAGAAAAGAAAUGAAAUAGCACCUUGUGCAAAGAGGUUCCAUUUUGUCCACUAGAAAAUCCUGCAGCAUGUUCUGUCCACAGGCAAAACUGUUUGAUGAGACUCCAAUCUUCACUUCCUUCAAGUCCCAAUAGUGACCAAGAUCAAUUUUCUCCUAACAAUAUCCAUACAAUGUCAAGAGAUAAGUUAUGAGAAUAAAAUGAUCACCCAAGACAAAAUGCCUUGAUCUAUUAUCAAAUUCUCUCAACUAAUUCUUUAAGGAAAUAUGGAGAUCAGUUUGGAGAAUUUGUACAUGGAUACUGGGGCUUAAAGGGUUAUCCAGGAGUGACAGGUUUUAUCUGAAGAUGCUUGUCUUAAUCAGUUUAUUGUAUGUGGUUAAUGGUGUGCAAUUAGCUCAGUUAGAAGGAUGCUGGUCUGCUGAGCAGGAGGUUGUGAGUCCAAAUCCUGGCAGAACUACAUUUGUAAAAACAACUUAGGUCUUUGAAAAACUUAAAACUGUGAGAUCAUUCUACCUGUAUGUGAGGUCACUACCAAAUCACUAGGUCAUCUGAAUUGAGAAAGGGUUUCACUUGGCCUUGUCUCCCCUUUCACAUCAGUUGGAAGGGGACCUUAAAGAACCUAUGACAAGUCAUUGUUUGAAAAGAGUAGGGAAUGAAGGCCUUGCAGUGAUGACGUAGUCUAUCUGACUUGUCCAAUCAUUGGUUGGAUUGGGUGAGAUGAGAUUAAACUUGAACAUAGGUGGGUGAAAAAUGCUGCCUUUGCAUGCUGAUGCCUGAUCUUACCUCUUUGGUCCCUCUGGAAAGGAAUUCAGCCACUGGUUGUAAAAGAGGGAAUUUAGCACUGUUUAUUUACCGUAGUUUUAUUUACGGUAACUUUUUUAAUAAAAAGGAAUGGAGGUUGUCAAAGUUGGUGGCCCUGUGUAUCGGAUUGGUGUUGGAGGUGGAGCUGCCUCUUCAAUACAGGUUCAAGGGGAUAAUGAAUCAGAGCUGGACUUUGGUGCUGUUCAACGAGGUGAUGCUGAAAUGGAGCAGAAACUGAACCGAGCCAUUCGAGCCUGCAUUGAAAUGGAUUCUGGUAAUCCUAUCUGCAGUAUUCAUGACCAAGGAGCUGGAGGGAAUGGUGAGGGCUUCAACUUUGAAAUUAUUACUAUAACAUGUAUCAUAAAGUAGUAAAAAAUACUUAAUCAUCCCCCCUUUUAAUAAUCAAUUUAUGGCUUUUCAGUGAUAAUGAAACAAAUAAUAAAUUAUUUGUUUCAUAACAAGGUUAAGAUUCCCAACUGGCAUGAUGCGAGCCAGCAUUGUUUUAUUAAAAAAAAAAAAAUAUCAAGUAAAGAAUUGAAAUGAUUGCUAAAAAGUCACUGUCUUUUUCCCAAAAUAACUGUACAGAGAAACUGCAAAGUUAAUAAGGAAUAAAACUUGUCAUAGAAAUUAUGUUUAUUAUGUUCCUCAUGCAGGGAAUGUACUGAAAGAGAUCUCUGAACCUGCUGGAGCAGUUAUUAGACUUAAAGACUUCAUGCUUGGUGAUCCAACCAUUUCCGUCUUGGAGCUGUGGGGUGCUGAGUAUCAGGAGAGUAAUGCAUUACUGGUGCAUGCUGAAAACAGGCAAACUUUGCAAGACAUUUGUGAUAGAGAGAAGGUGCCAGUAUCAUUUGUAGGGGAAAUAACAGGUAAGCAGUGGUAAUCCAAAAACAAUGCAGAGGAUUACUUUAUUACUUGUCCAUGAGGCCUCACACCUUACCGCUGCCCAAAAAUAAAACGUUGUAUUGAGAAAGACACGGAGUUGAAUGAACCUUCAUAUGCCACCACCUCUCAUAAUAGCAACCAUCUUCCACAAAUGACCACCUUUUGAAAACACCCAAAUUUUCCUAGAAGUCUUGUAUCAGAACCUCUCUUAAAUGAUCACCUCUCGUAAGCAACCAAGACUACUUUUUUGGAUGAUGUUUUUAAAAUUUUUCAUUGUUUAACUCCCUGGUAAGCGACCAUUUGAUGCAUGGAUUGAUGUCUAUCUUUGCUGUAUGUACUACACUUUUCACAGUAUACAAAAAACUUUUACUGACAACAUGAAACUGCACAAUAAUAUGAAUAUGAAAUUGCAUGCUAUGGAUUCUUGUCCAAAAUGUAGAUGUGUUCGGAUCUUUUCUAGGAAAGGACCCCUUGGUUUGAUUCUCAUAAACAACUACCUGUAAUUGACCACUAAAUGUUUGCGAUAUUGGUGGUCACUUGUGAGAUAUUCAACUGUACUUCAGUUUCAAAGCUUUUCCAUUGAUCCUACCAAUUUCCAAUUUUGAGCUUGCACUUGGGAGUGGAUCCAUGUUUUGGUGACUUGCUUCUAGGGACCAUUUUGGGAGACAAAUUUUGACCCAGUUACCUGCCCAACCUUGUAAAAGCCAAUGAAAGAAUUAGCGACGGCAUUUCCAGAUCGGCUCCUAUAGUGGUGUUUGACACAACACUGAACUAGACUUUCAUGCAGCGUCAAAAUGGCCAACUUGGACUACAGCGGGGGAUGGCGACUUAGCCUGCUAAUAUGAAUAGCUCUUAACAUUACCUGCAGUGGCAAGAGAUUUUUUGUACAGUUAGCAAAGAGAGGUGGCCAUAUGCACAGGUGAAGGAGCCACUUGCGCACUAGAUAAUGAAAAGUGGUGGCCAAAUCUAAAAAAAUUGGUUGUCAUGUUAUUAUUUUACAUGUUAACAGGAAGAACAUCCAGAACAUCCAUUUUUGUCCUUCAUAAUAACUCUACCUCAAGUUGGUACUGGGGGGUACCAUAUACAGUGUAACUUUUUGAACUACAAGAUGUCUUCUGGAGCAACAGGCUAGUUUCUUUCUGGGAUUUAAGACAUAUAUAUGUUUUUUAAAUUAGCAGGCUUUUUGAAUGCCUAAUCACUUCCUCAGGUGUAACUUUACACAUUUGCAAUAAUACUUGUAUUAUACAAGGCCUUGAGCAAGGUGUGAUGAAGAAUUCAUGGGACUACAUAGUGAACAAUGCUUAAAAUUUAGGCACAUUUCAACCUGUAUGCCCUUUAUGAAGUAGUUAAUAAAACUACUGUCAUAAAAACCUUAUGUUUCACUCAAUUUCAUCUGGCAGGUGAUGGAAGAAUUGUGUUGGAAGAUGAAACUUCCCAUUUUGAAAAUGGAAUAUCAACAGAGGAAAAUGGUGUGCCAAGCAAACGCCAGAGAACGACAACUUAUCCGGUUGAUCUGGAACUUGAAGUUGUGCUUGGGAAAAUGCCACAGAAGGUUCAGUAAUAUUAUUUUGUUCUUUUCAUAAUUGUGAAGCAGUUUCUUUUGGCACUUCAUUGAAAAAUAACACUAUUUUUCUUUAAUUUUUUUUCAGGUUUUUAAUUUAGAGCGUGUGAAGUCACAGUUAGUGCCACUGCAUAUACAACCUAGUUUUACAGUGAAGGAAAUGUUAGACAGAGUGUUACGUCUGCCAGCAGUUGCCAGCAAGAGAUAUCUCACAAACAAGGUAGUAAAUAAGCUAGAGGGUAUGAAAACGAGCUCUGGUGACAAUGUUCUUUCUUCCAUUCUCUUCCAUUUUGCGUACUUUUGUAGAAAAUAUUUCAUGUCAAAAGUGAUCACAAAGGUAACUGUUAUACAACACAUUUAACAGUAUCCUUCCAGCAAAUCAGUGUUAUUGGUGAAUAGCGAGAACAUAAAUGAAUAAGGAUAGGUAAAUAAUAUUGAUAAAUACAAGGGUAAAAUAAUACACUCUCAGUAUGGUAACCCAAGAUGAUCUAAAGCAGUGGUAUAUACAUGUAGAAGUAAUGUGUAACAGGCUCUAAGUUGUUUUUUUUUAAUGUGUACUUAAGGUUGACCGCAGUGUCACUGGUCUGGUUGCCCGGCAACAGUGUGUAGGUCCAUUGCAUACACCAGUGGCUGAUGUGGCGGUGACAGCACUGACACACUUUGACACGGUGGGCUCAGCCACUGCCAUUGGAGAACAGCCAAUCAAAGGCCUAGUAGACCCAGCAUGUGGAGCAAGAGUGGCUGUUGGAGAAGCUCUAACAAAUUUGGUGUUUGCAAGAAUAACUGAUCUAAAGGUAUCAAAUUCAAGCUUGUUUCCUCUAGCCUCCCAUGCGGGCAAUUUUUAGGGGAGUCGUACUUCCUCCUCAGUCUCUCCUAAAAUGCCUGUGUUUCCUGAUGCAAUGCUUUUCUUUUGUUUCAAGGAGAUCCAGUGUCCAAAGAAUUUAUUGAUACACAAAUUUUUUUAAAGUGUUUUUUAUUCUUUUUUUAUUUCCUCAUCUUGUAAUGAUACAAUGAUAAAUAAAUUACAAACAAUAUCAGAAAAAUAAUGGCAAGAAAGCUCAAAGAAACCAUAAGGCUUAUGCAAUGUGGGCUUUCUCUACUAAAUUGCUAAAAACACUGAAUAUUAAUUGAAUGGCGACAACACACUGUCUUGAUGUGAUAGUUUGAUGAAGUAGUAAGCUUUUAAAUCAACUGAAUGAACUUGCAGUGUAGAAAAACUGUUACACCCAUCAGGGCUGUCAUUAAGGGCCGUAACCUGUAACACCUGUUAUGGCUAGAGCUCACCUGAUGAUCAAAGUGGAAAGCGUAAGGUGGCACUGUAAAUUUUUGUGAGAUGUUACGGGUGAAUCUUCAUUUGCUACAGCUGCUUCAAAACUUAAUGUCAGCCCUGCCCAUAAACAAGCAUACAUUAGAAUAUUUGUGAAAGCCGCUCAGUUGAAGUAUUGGUGUACACUCUUCUGUGAUGGGGAACAGGUGAUAAAUCUGGGGUGCCACAAAGCAAAGACUAAGAAUUAUUAUCAACCUGUAAUUCCUGAAGGAACAAGUGAAGCAAUUCUUACUUUUGAACGUAUGGAUUGAAUCCUAUGGUUGGAUCAUAAAAAAGUCUCUUCAUAAGUACUGUAACAUAGCACUUUUUGCUUUCUUAGUAUUUUGUUUUUACUAGAUAAAAUGUAGAAUUUUCCUCGAAUUUUGCCUCUUCCUGUCACUGAGAGUAAAAGAGUUACUGUAGUACAAUGGAAGUGAGAUGCUUUGAAUGGUAAAUGUUUCAUGAACCAUUCAACCUGAAUGCUUCCCAGAUAAAAGCUGUUUUUUUUAGUGAGAUUAAUUCCUCAGGAUGGCCUCCCUAUAUUGGCCAUGUGUGCUGAUCAUUACUCACUGACAUUUUAAGGUGGACAGUGUUGAAGGUCACGUUAUUUUUGUACCGCAAUUUCUUCCAAUAUAUAAUUGUCAGUUACAAGGCCACAACCCAACAGUACCACCGAAGGAAAAAAGUUCCUGUCGCCUAAGUUUUGUUUCCAAAAUUUCAUGUACAUGUAGCAAGUUAAGCGAUAAAAUAUCAAUUGAAACAAAAAAUUGUACUAGCUUUGAAGGUAAAUUUAAAUUUUUGCAGUCUCUACUACCUCAUAGUGUCAUUUACUGUGUCCCUAGUACGUCUGGUUAACGGUCAUCAGGCCGCCGACGAAAUCCACACCAAGACAUCUAAUCGCCACCACAUAAAUAUAAUAACUGGAAUAAUUGACAAUGUUUUCUUACAAUACCUGGGACAUUUACUUCUUCCUCAAGCCCAAAAUCAAUAUAAGUUUAUCGAUUUUAAUUGACACCUUGCUUUGAACUUUUUAUCUUUAGUUUUAUUUUUGUGAAUAAUUUGCAACUUUUUAAUGCCUUAAUACGGCUUAUUUGGAUCGCUCGAGAAGUGUAAUUUGUUUAAAAUCCAACAGCCUUCUUAUGAAAGUUGGUUAAUGUUGUCACUUGAACCUUACCGGCAGGAUGUUAAAUGCAGUGGUAAUUGGAUGUGGCCUGCAAAAUUACCAGGAGAAGGUGCCAGUCUGUACGAUGCAUGUGCGGCUAUGUGCAGUGUCAUGUCAUCCCUUGGCAUUGCCAUUGAUGGUGGAAAAGACUCGUUGAGCAUGGCUGCCAGAGUGGGAGGUGAUACCGUUAAAGCACCUGGCUCUCUGGUUAUUUCAGUCUAUGCGGCAUGUCCAGACAUCCAAGCCACAGUUACUCCAGAUUUGAAGAUCCCAGGUGAAGGAGGGAACCUGGUCUGGGUCAAGUUUGGUGUUGAUUGUAACUACAGGCUGGGAGGAAGUGCUUUGGCGCAGGUGUACAAUCAGCUUGGGAGCGAGGCACCUGAUUUAGACGAUCCAAAGGUAAGAAACCAUGUUUCAAUGAAAGCACCCUCUGGAAUAUUGGAAACAGUUGUCCGCCAGUGACAGAUCUUCUUUUACAGCCCGGUACUUCUACUUACACACACAGGUGAUCGUGUCUGUAUACAGCUAUUUCAAUGAAAUUUUCGAAAAGCCUGCAUGACAAGACUAGAUAUGCUCAGUGUGGGCAAUUAAAUAAACACACCUAGCAACUGUUCCGUUAUAAAAUCACUAUCGUAAACCUUUGUAACGUUUUAUACCAUCUUGUGGCACAGACAACCACAAAGUUAUGACAGAAUUACAAAGGAUUUACAGACCUUGUUGGACCUUAUUGUCCUGUCGCCUACGCUUGAGGCGCUAGGAUCCGUCAACGUUGGUUACUAUUUUCAAUAAUCUGGCCGAGUUUUAUCUCCCAUGAAAACCUCUUUAGAAGGCCAGAGUAUGACAUAGCAUUGUCAGUGAUGGUAGAACAUUACAUGCAUUACACAGCCGACCACAGACUCUUCUACUCGGAGUUUUUGUUGAUCACAGUUUUUAUUUUAUGAAUGAAAUAAAAGAAUUUCAUAUUAUUUUGUUUCAGAUCUUCGAGGCUGCUUUCAGGACCACACAGGAACUGAUAUCACAGGGUCUUAUCGUGUCUGGCCAUGAUAUUAGCGACGGAGGCCUGAUUACUACUCUUUUGGAGAUGGCCUUUGCUGGAAACUGUGGCCUGACAGUUGACAUUCCUUGUUCAGAAAACAGUACCUCAACAGUGAGCAAAGUAGCAGAUGUGCUUUUUGCCGAGGAGCUUGGAAUUGUUCUGGAAAUUGAAGAAGAGAACACUGAAAAAGUUUUGAACGCCCUCCGUGAGAAAGGCGUACCUUGCCACCAAAUUGGCAGAUCAAACGGGAUUGCUGAUGAUGCAGUUGUUUUAGUCCGUGUCGGGGGUGAGCUUGUGCUGGAACAGAAAAUGGUGGAUUUGCGAGAUAUUUGGGAGGCAACUAGUUUCCAGUUGGAGAGACUGCAGAUAAACCCACAGUGUGCACAAGAAGAAGAAGCUGGGCUUCGUACAAGGCGUGCUCCAGGGUACAAGCUGUCAUUUGAACCAGUGCCUUUACCCCCAGUGAACACUGAUGUUCGUCCGAAAGUGGCAAUUAUACGCGAAGAAGGAAGCAAUGGAGACCGGGAAAUGGUUGCGAGCUUUUACAUGGCUGGAUUUGAAGCUUGGGACAUUACUAUGCAUGACCUGUGCAGCGGAAAAAUGUCGCUGGAAGAUUUCCGUGGGGCAGUGUUUGUUGGUGGGUUUAGCUAUGCUGAUGUGCUUGGAUCAGCCAAAGGAUGGGCAGCAGUGUGUAACAUCAACCCCACCGUUAGGGCUCAGUUAGAUGCUUUCUUUGCCAGACAAGACACCUUUAGCUUGGGAGUGUGUAACGGCUGCCAGUUGAUGGGCCUUCUAGGCUGGGUUGGUCGGUAUACCAAGAGUCACAAUGAUUCCAGCUCCAAACAGGGUGUUUACUUCACCCACAAUACCUCUGAGCGUUUUGAAUCGCGGUUUGUGACAGUCAAAAUCCAGUCCAGCCCUGCCAUGAUGUUGAGUGGUAUGGAGGGAUCCACUCUGGGUAUUUGGGUUGCACAUGGCGAAGGACGAAUCCAGUUCCGUGAUGACAGCGUGCUGCAGAAUAUCAAAACCAACAACCUUGUACCACUUUGUUAUGUAGACGAUGACGACUGUCCAACCACGCAGUACCCGCUUAAUCCCAAUGGAUCCCCUGAGGGGAUAGCUGGUCUCUCCUCUCCUGAUGGACGGCAUCUUGCAAUGAUGCCCCACCCAGAGAGAUGUACGUUGCUGUGGCAAUGGCCAUGGAUGCCUCGUGAUUGGCAGAAUACUCUCGAGGCAUCUCCAUGGCUACGCAUGUUCCAGAAUGCCUACGCAUGGUGCGUGCAAAGUCAAGAAAGUUAAAAUGUAUUCCCUGAGUGUUUUCUGUAACCUAUCGGAGUGCAUUUCUGUUUUUGUCGAGAGGAAAGCAUUAUCAGAAGCACUUAGCUUGAAAAAUUACAGUUAUUUCUGUACAUCUUUCAUAUGUUAUUGAACUUUGAUGGAAUCAUAAAUUCUGAACUAUGGUAGUUUAGGAGGUUUGGUUUCUUAGUUGUUACAAUACGCCUUAUGGAAACUUUUAAGAACACCCUUGUUACCGACAGUGAAAGGAAAAGUUUACUUCGCGCAAGCUACUGUAAGUGUUUCCGUUGUAGUGGUUUCGAGCUAUUGCAGACUUUUAGGCUUGAUUUGCAGUUAAAGCCUUAUAAAACAAUACUGUUUUUUGU
Porites evermanni is the source of this 8725-nucleotide messenger RNA. Lineage: Eukaryota; Metazoa; Cnidaria; Anthozoa; Scleractinia; Poritidae. The record is from the annotation of a GenBank genome assembly.